Labrus mixtus (cuckoo wrasse) is the source of this 3318-nucleotide messenger RNA. RefSeq names its product hexokinase domain containing 1 (gene hkdc1). Bases 111 to 2957 code for a protein of 948 amino acids. Gene Ontology annotation, biological process: glucose 6-phosphate metabolic process; intracellular glucose homeostasis; glycolytic process. The transcript has 21 exons. Lineage: Eukaryota; Metazoa; Chordata; Actinopteri; Labriformes; Labridae. The record is from RefSeq and is a predicted model, not a curated record. Gene Ontology annotation, molecular function: ATP binding; fructokinase activity; glucokinase activity. Gene Ontology annotation, cellular component: cytosol; mitochondrion.
UAGGUGUUUUCUUUUCUUUCUUUUUUUUACCAUGUUUCAGUGGUGUGUGCAGCUGUGAGGAAUACAGAGGAUUUUACAAAAUAACUUGAAGUUUUCACCGAGUUGUCAAGAUGUUGGCGGUUCAUCUUGUAUCCUUCUUCUUCUCCAAACUUCAGGAGGAUCCCACAAAGAAGGUGGACCGGUUCUUGUAUGCUAUGCGACUCCAUGACGACCAGCUCAGAGACAUUUCGGCUCGUUUCCAGGCUGAAAUAAAGAAAGGGCUUUCAUCUGAGAGCAACGCCGCAGCGGCUGUGAAGAUGCUGCCGACACAUGUUCGCUCCACCCCUGAUGGAACAGAGAAAGGACAGUUCCUGGCAUUGGAUCUCGGAGGGUCCAAGUUUAAGGUGCUCCAAGUGAAAGUGAGAGAGGGUAUGGGGAUCAGGAAAGGAGGAGUGGAGAUUGAGGAGAAGACCUACCCGAUACCCAAAGAGCUUCUGACUGGGAGAGGAACAGAGCUCUUUGACCAUGUAUCAGAGUCUCUCAAGGACUUCAUGCAAGAGAAAAACAUCAGCAUGGAGAAGAAACAUCCUCUGGCUUUUACUUUCUCUUUCCCAUGUGAACAGUCCAGCUUGGAUCAAGGAUUAUUGUUGAACUGGAGUAAAAAGUACAGAGUCCGAGGUCUUCAGGGUAAAGAUGUGGUCCAGGUCCUCAGAGACGCUAUCGACAGAACUGGGGGUAUGGAUGUAGAGGUGUUAGCCAUGGUUAAUGACACUGUAGCAACCAUGAUGACCUGCGGUUUUGAUGACAACUACUGUGAUGUCGGACUCAUCAUUGGUACAGGCACAAAUGCAUGCUACAUGGAGGGUCUGCGUCACAUCGACCUGGUGGAGGGAGACGAGGGCAGGAUGUGUGUGAACACUGAGUGGGGCGCCUUUGGAGACGACGGGGCUCUGGAUGAUUUCAUCACUGAGUUUGACCGAGAUGUGGAUGCAGCCUCUAGCAACCAAGGGAAACAAAUCUUUGAGAAAAUGGUCAGUGGGAUGUAUCUGGGUGAGAUUGUGAGGUUGGUGGUAUUGAAGAUGGCUAAACUUGGACUUCUGUUUGAUGGCCAUGUUUCUGAUGCCCUGAGGACUAAAGGAAAGAUCACCACUGCAAAUGUAGCAGCCAUGGAGGAGUACAAAAAUGGUCUAAACAACACCAAAAAGCUCCUUACAGACCUUGAUCUGACCCCAACAAAGGACGACUGUAUUGCUGUUCAACAUGUCAGCACCAUAGUGUCCUUCAGGUCCUCCAAUCUGGUGGCUGCAGGACUGACGGCCAUAUUAACACGAAUCAGGCAAAACCGUAAUUUAAGGACAUUAAGGAUCACUGUAGGUGUGGAUGGAACCGUGUACAAGACACACCCACAGUAUCCUAAACGUCUUCACAAAGUAGUGCGCAGGUUACUUCCAGAGUGCCACGUCAGGUUUGUCCUCUCAGACAGCGGCAGCAGCAAAGGAGCCGCUUUGGUAUCAGCAGUUGCUCAGAGACUGGCAUCACGAAAGAGACAGGUGGAUGAGACGCUGUGUCCAUUCAGACUGAGCAGAGAACAGCUGCAGUUGGUAAAAGCCAGGAUGAGGGCAGGGCUAGAGGCGGGGCUAAAGACUAAAGGCCCUUCUGCUAUCAAGAUGCUGCCCUCUUUUGUGUACCACACACCUGAUGGAACAGAGCAUGGGAAGUACCUUGCAUUGGAUCUUGGAGGAACAAACUUCAGAGCAAUGCUGGUGAACUUUAAAAAAGGUAUGCAACAGAACGCAAGACUUUACCAUAAGAUCUACACCAUCCCACUGGAGAUAAUGCAAGGAACUGGAGAAGAGUUGUUUGAUCAUUUAGCACAGUGUGUGAGUGACUUCUUGGACUACAUGGGGAUGAAGAACGCUCGUCUCCCUGCAGGCUUCACCUUCUCAUUCCCCUGUGAGCAGACGGCUAUUGACACAGGCACGCUGGUGAGCUGGACCAAAGGCUUUAAGGCCACAGACUGUGAAGGACAUGAUGUUGUUGAAAUGCUGAGGGAGGCCAUCAAGAGACGCAACGAGUUUGACUUGGACAUCGUAGCCGUGGUUAAUGACACCGUUGGGACAAUGAUGAGCUGUGCAUAUGAAGACCCUCAGUGUGAGAUUGGUCUGAUUGCUGGAACGGGCACUAAUGUGUGUUACAUGGAGGAACUGAAGAACAUUGAGAAGACCGAACAGAAGACGGGAAGAGUAAAAAUAGAAGAGGGGACACCCAAAGGCGAGGAGGAUAAGCAGGGUGAUGGGUCUGAAGGAGAGAAGGAGGAGGGCAAUGCUGAGAUACAAAAGAUGUGUAUAAACACAGAGUGGGGGGGCCUCGGUGAUGAUGGCUCUCUGGAUGACAUCAUCACACCUUAUGACAUCGAGGUGAACCAAAACUCAGUCAACCCUGGGAAACAAAGGUUUGAAAAGCUGACCAGUGGGAUGUAUUUAGGAGAAAUUGUCCGUCAGGUGUUGUUGGAUUUAACCAGAGGGGGUUUACUGUUCAGAGGACACGUCACUGAGACUUUAAAAACACCUGGAAUAUUUGAGACAAAAUACUUGUCACAGAUAGAAAGUGACCGCCUGGCUCUACUGCAGGUCAGAUGUAUUCUACAGCAGCUGGGGCUCGACAGCAACUGUGAGGACAGUAUCAUUGUCAAAGAGGUAUGUGGAGCUGUGUCACGUCGUGCAGCUCAGCUGUGUGGGGCAGGAAUGGCGGCUGUGGUGGAUAAGAUCAGAGAGAACCGAGGACUGGACCACCUGAACAUCACUGUAGGGGUGGACGGGGCUCUCUACAAACUACAUCCUCAUUUCUCUCAGGUCCUUCAAGAGACUGCCAGGGUUUUUGCUCCUCAGUGUAACGUGACCUUCCUGCCGUCAGAGGAGGGCAGCGGGAAAGGUGCUGCUCUCAUCACGGCUGUUGCCCGACAGAAGCAGGAGAUGUAACUACACAUGACUGGAAAAAAGGAUUUGAAUGGAUAUUCACAUUCUUCUUUGUUUGGAAUACCGUCCUGCAGACAGUGAUGUGUCUGCCUCUGAAGCUCUGAUGAAAUCAGAUUCAACAACAUCCUCUUUACACCUGAAGGCAGGAGUAACUCAUCUGAAGCACAGGACACAUGCUGAUCCCUCUCAGGUUUCCCAGACAUACAGCCCACUUUUCUGCGUUGUGCAACCAGCUAAAAUAAUAACACCGCUGCCGGGGAUUACAUUCUAGUCAUGAGAGAUAUUUAAAGACCUGAAUAACAAAUAUUGGAUUUUACAAAAUGAACAUAAAUCUGAUCAGCCAGAAUCUCUGCUGAGAAAAGCU